CGUUUGUUCUUGUGAGAGAGAGAUCCCAGAGAGUCUUCGCUUUCAUUCUCUCUUCCCCUCUCUCUCUCUCUCUCUCUCUCACUCCUCAACUUGAUGAAAAUCUGCAGUCUUUUCUCCUGUAAUUUCGACCCAUUAGUUUAUUAUUGUUGUUGGGUUAUCUUUUGGUAGUGGGGUCCACUUGGGUCUUCUCUCUCUUCUUUAGUUUUGUUUGUCGCUGUUGUUGGGAUUCCCUCUCUUUGUAAUGGAUGAAGAAGGGCUGCGCUCUCUUGGGUUCUGGGUUUUCCAAGUGCUCACGCUUAAGCAUUUGCGGAGGAGCUUUAGAGAUGGACGAUAGUAGUGAGACUGAGGUAGUAAAUGUCUGAUAACUAAGCUUUUGGUCUUGAUUAGAAGUACUGAACCCCCCUAUUCCCGUCGGCGAAAUUGACUAGUGCAACACUUGCUAGAUUGCUAGAGAGGAUCUGUACUCGGAAAAUUUUGAAGCUUCAAGGACUGGAUACAAUUUUGGGGAAGUGAUACUUCCCUUCAGGUGGUGUGUAUAAGAUUUAUCUUAAUUUUCUGAAUAAUGUCAAACAGUCAUAUCUCCAGGCUUUAAUGGGGCAGUUCUACAAGUGGCCGGUGCAUGCUUGAUAGGUAAUGGGCACAAGGGUGCAGCAUACAAGCUACCUGCAAACUUGUUGUACUAUGAGGGAUCUUAAUGAGGAUGCAAAUGGAUAUUGGUCUCAGUACUAUGAGGAUAAAGCAUCAGGUAGAAAGAUGUGUAACAAUUACCAGCCAAUAAACGGGUUUGUAGAUUAUGAUAAAGAAAUGUUGAAGAGGACAAUGCUUGAACAUGAGGCCAUAUUCAGGAAACAGGUAUAUGAACUGCAUCGUCUUUAUAGGAUCCAAAAGGACAUGAUGGAUGAAUUGAAGAAAGGGCCACAGAAACGCCUACAAGUCGACAUUUUGCAAUCAAAUUCUUUCUCAUCCCAAAAACCGUCAAGAUUUGUAACUGUAACUGACGACAGGAAACCCACUUUGAAUUUUCUGAAUGAAAACAGUGUGCAGUCUGGUUCAGUUUCUACCGAGAAAAAGAUUUCUGUCAAUGAUGGUGAUAUCUCAGACUCUAAUCAUGGAGAGCCCCAAAAGAGAAUGUUUGAUCUUCAACUUCCAGCUGAAGUGUAUAUAGAUUGUGAAGAAGAAAAAGCAGGGAAGGAAACUGUUGCUGAUCUAAAUGAACCUUGUGGAGAAAUAUGUUUUGAAAAAGCUGCUGAUUCAGUUUCCAGUAAACUUCCUGGACGAAUAACUCCUUUUGCAGAGAAUCAGGGUCUUCGAUUGCCUGUGAGAUUAGAAACAUGUUUCUCAGGGUUGCCAACUGAUUUUCUCAAAGGCAGGCACUUUGAUGAAGGUACUAGUUCGAAUCAUUUUUGUGCGGGAGCUGAAACCAGUCGGGGAUGGCCAUUUUUUAAUAAUGAAGCUGGCCAAAGCACUAGCGGUCUAAAAUUGUUCGGUCCGGGUUCCUCUAAGGAGAAAGUCUCCAUAUCAUCUGAACAGAGUAAAAGAGAUACAUGGUUCAAACCAAAACCUGAAUUCUCUGAAAGAAACUCUCUUUAUAGUUACUUGGAUUAUAAAACUUCUCCCUCUCCACUUCUUUCAUCUUGGGGCAGACCGCCAAAUGGAUACAAUCAUGUACCAUUAGCAGUUUCAUCAUUUCAAUGCUUCCAAGGAUCAGCUUCUCUAAACCAUGGCAACGCUUAUAGUAAAUGGCCCUAUAGUGGUGACUUGAAUGGUUAUAGCCAGUCAAUUACCUUUGGUAAGCCAAACCCCAGUGGUGAAAAGAACGACGGUAGCUCUGAACAUUCUAGUUCUCAAAAGUCCCAAAAAGAUUUACAUUUGAAUCAAACACUUUUGAACGGAUUCCGAAGUGGUUUCACUACCGAGAAAAUCAAUGAAUCAGAGCCUAAGUGUGAAGAUCCAUUAGAGGCUCCCUCUUGGCUUAAAAAGAAGCCAACUUACAGUGCCUCCUCCCUAAUGGAGUUGGACUUGUCACAAGGUUAUCCUCAACUGAGGAGAAAAGAAACAGAGAGGAACAUUAACUUAUUCAAUUUGCAAGACUUUCCAUCAUCUUCACAGGGGAACGUGAUCACAACGAAGAAAAACUUGGCAUCAACUGAGCAAAGUAGUAAGAAAAUCUUUGGAUUUUCCAUUCCUGAGAAAACCCAACAAGCAGUUCAAUUUUUGCCUCAUCAGGAGCAAUCCCAAAUUGUAGUUACAGAAAGCAGUGGCAUGAGCUCGAGAGGUCACAUCGAUUUGAACUUUGACCUGAAUUUGGCUGAAAGUGAGAAGGCAGAAAUUCCCUCUCAAGUUUCUGCACCAACUGUUGCUUUUGAGAUUGAUUUGGAAGCACCAAUUGUAUUUGAGGGAGAAAAGCAAGAUGAUGCCUCAGUUAAAGAAGCAGCUGAAAGUAUUCUCUUGAUAUCAUCAGAUCAAUCUAAAUACUUAGAUGACAAAGUUCCAUGUUACAAUCCUUUGCCUUGGUUCGCAGAAGUUGUAUCAUCGACCACAGAGAUUAUUAAAGAAUCUUCAGAUGAUAGCUUUGAGGUUUUAACCUUAGAGCUUGAAGAAAUCAGACCUGAGGAGUAUUUGUCCCAAUCAUGGAAAGGACUAGAACAAAAGGACGACGAUAAUGAUGAUGAAAAGAGCAAUAUUGCUUCACUUCUCUUCACAAAGCCAAAGAGGGGACAACAAAGAAAGAGAAGACAGAAGAGGGAUUUCCAAAGAGAUAUCCUCCCGGGUCUUUCCUCGUUAUCGAGGCACGAAGUGAUUGAAGAUUUACAAACCAUUGGAACACUAAUGAAAGCCUCAGGUCAAAUUUGGCAGGGAGCCGGAUUGACGAGGAGUUCUAGAGGUCGGAAACCUAGGAGCUUGGCUGUCACCGCAGAAGAGAUUCAUGUAAGCCCACCUCCGGUAAGUCCUCUUCCGCAACCAGCUCCUGCAGUGGUUCAGCUUGGAUGGGGAAGGACAACAAGGAGGUGCCGAAGGCAGAGGUUACCGCCUCAAGUGACAAAUGUUGCAGCUCCUCUAACAUGAAGAAGAUGUAACUGGGUAUAGUGAACUUUUAUAGCGGAAAUUGAGAUCAGGGGGAAAAUGGGUUUUGAUAUAACGGGGUACACAAAAGGUGAUUACAGUGAUGCAUGGCCAUGGUUGUACAUGCUUUCUAGUUUCCGAAUUUCAUAAACAGCUUGUACAUUUUAGAAUAAAUGCUGAAUCAUUUUCAAGCAAAUCAGAGACCAUAAUUAGCUCUGCUCUAGCUCUCAAAAGAAAAAAAGGUAUCGAAGGUAAGAGUUCUUCA
Messenger RNA from Asparagus officinalis (garden asparagus), 3328 nucleotides. RefSeq lists its product as uncharacterized. Bases 634 to 3066 code for a protein of 810 amino acids. The transcript has 5 exons. NCBI's taxonomy places the organism in Eukaryota, Viridiplantae, Streptophyta, Magnoliopsida, Asparagales, Asparagaceae. The record is from RefSeq and is a predicted model, not a curated record.